UUUGCAGCUUAUUUUUUUUCUGAAUAAAUUAGGCGUUUAUCGCUACGAUUCAAUAUUCAUUAUUGACAAAUUGACUUCAACAAUAAGCUGAAUUCAAAAUUUAGGAUUUGUUUAGAGCAAUUGCUUUUAAACUAAUAAGUUAUAUGAAUAGCUAUUAGUAAAAUUCGUAAACAUAUAUAUUUUUACAUCGACCCAAGUUUAUUUUUCAAAGAUAAUAGCUUUUUGUAAAACUCUAGAGAAUCUUAAAUUCAUUAUCCAAUUUAGGAAAACUUUUUGGUGGCCUGAUAAUUUUAUUGACAACUUUGUUGACUUAUUAUAUUAUGUUUAUUUGAGUUUGUCUUGUUCAGAGAAAGUCAAUUACAUUGCAUAAAGACAAGUUAAAAGUUAUUAUACAUUCAGAAGACCACCGACAUUGGAAUGACGGCUCAAACUUCCUUUGAAAUAAAAUGGAAACUCAUAAAGUCUCAAAUCGCGUUUACGUUUGGCCUUUCAAAAAGUGAACAUUCAGUUGAAAAAAUUUCGAACCUGAUUGGGAAAAUUCAUUCACUCACGUUAUUAACUCUAAUAUUGAGAAAAGGAUACCAUCAGAAUGAGAAACCAUGGAAUGAAAAGGAAACCUUUAAUUUCAAGAAGAGAAAUAAUUUAUUUCGAUUGUGCAUCUUGAUAAUGACUUUGCGUUUCAUUAUUCUAAUAAAUACCGAGGAGCCUUCGAACAUCAGCAUUAUUCUUGGAAAUGCAUUCUAUUCAUCAACAAAAAGUCGAAUUUUGAACGCUCUCGAAUGCACAUAUAUUUCCAUGCUUGCCUUAGUUCGAGAGUACAUUUUGUACCUGGAAUCGAAGGGUGGCUUCAGUCUAUUGUCUGACAUGAAGAUUUUGCAUAACAGUUUAAAUUGUUAUGCUUUGGAAAUGUCUCCAGCUCAAUUCGAUAUUUUUAUAAGCCAUGUUCAAUUAAACUUAUUCAAUUGGUCGAACCUUUUUUAUCCCUUUUCUUGUUUCCUUGUUUUUGGUAUCGCAGUUGUAAGGCUUUUCAAUGUUCAACUUUACUCCAACUACGUUUAUGCAAUUGCAAGUGCUGCUUGGUUCGUCCCUGAAAUGGCAACUGCUUUGAUGCUUUCUUGGGGCUGUGGAGCCAUCGCUACCUAUUCCUUCACGUACUCAUAUAUAUACUUGGCCAGGCUUCAAUCGCAAUUGGAUAGACUUUACAUAUCAUAUCGAACCACCCAAUCGACCGAAAUGAAUUACAUAUUGAAAUCAGUUAAUUUUGAUUUGCAAAAGGUUUUCCUCCACUUUGAUCGAAUGGCUAAUGAUUUGAAUUACUUAAUUGGCUAUGCUGUCCUUGCCAUCUCAUUUCUGAUGGUUACUGCAGUUGUGUUUUCAAAUUUUCUUAAAUUGCAUUCUCCUUUGCUCGCUAAUUUAAUAUUAAUUGUUACCUUUUUAGGUGUGAUUUCCAUAACAGUUAUUCUACAUUCAAGCGCGCAGAUUUACACUAAAUUUAACCGAAUUUGUGGUUAUUACUCUUCUUUCAUGGCUCGACAUUCUGGUGUUCGAGUCCAUAAUGGUUUGAAGGUUCUUCACAUUUUGGAGAAAUGUUCAUACAAUGGUGUCAAGAUUGGUGAUUUAACUCUACUUACGAGUACAUUUCUUUGCUAUUUUAUUCUUGAAAACAUUUCUGCAAUAAUGCUACUAAUUGUUAAUGUCCGUUCAUUAGAAUAUUAAGAUUUCCCAAGGAAAGAAAGAUGAGGAAAGAAGG
Molecule: messenger RNA, 1750 nt
Organism: Tetranychus urticae (two-spotted spider mite)
Lineage: Eukaryota; Metazoa; Arthropoda; Arachnida; Trombidiformes; Tetranychidae
Source: RefSeq, a predicted model, not a curated record